AAUCCAUAAGAAGAUUCAUAUGAUAUAUUUUGAAUACAAAAAGCCGCCGACAACGAGAACAAAAUAUUAAAAACAUUAACAAAUAAUUUACUUGCGAUAUUGACGCGUCCUAUUUGGUGAAAUAAGACGUUUGCGUGUGUUGUUGUUAUGUAUGAAUAUUGUGCGCGUUCGGGUCGGCUAGAAUUUUUAUUGCAUGCGGAUUUUUGACACAAAACAUCCGAGACCAAUAAAACGCCAAUGUUUAAAGUUGAAAAAGAAAGCAAGUGUGCAUAAAUUACCUAAAAGAACUGUGAAUUCUCAAUCUUUUAGUAUAGAAUAGAAAAAUAAAUUCUAUAGGAAAUGAAGUAGAAGUGCUUGUUGUGUUGAGAAACGAAACGGAAAUACCAAAUAAACAAAAAUUAAAGCAAGAGAAAAUAUACAAAAGUAAAAAACAAAAAGCGCCAAACGACGAAAACGGAGACGGCAAGAAGUGUAAGCCAAAGUGCAAGGGAAAAAGAUUUUAGUGCUGUUGUUGCCCAUGUUUUCUGUGUAAAGAAGCGUGCGUGUAAAGGGCCAAAACACACACAAAGUACAUACAUACAUACAUACAUAUAAAGGCAAAAACACAAGUGCAUUGCAUUGUGUGUGCGUGUGAAUGUGAGGCAGGAACAGACGGAAGUACUUUGACUGCCGCCUCCUCGUCUUCUUCUUCUGGUACUACGCCUCCUACUUUUGCGCUUUAUUUGUUGCUGCCUGCCCUACCUUUUGUUGUUGUUUGAUUUCGUUGUCGUUCGCUUGUCGACCGUUUUCAUUUUGCUUUGACAUUCGUUUGCGGCGGCAGUGACAAUGCAUUGUGUAGCAAAUAAGAAAAAUCACAUGAAAACGAAAUUUAAGUAAAUGCAAUAACAACAACGAGUUUUUUUUAACAAACAACUAGAAACUGUUGUUGGUCUGGAUACAGGAUAACACAGCCGCCCCCACAACAUUUUAAAGUAAAGGCGAUUAACAGCAGUGGAUUGUUUAACAUAAAGGGAGGAGAGCAACGACAACAUACCGUUACGAUGGCCACUUGUACUUGGUGUGUGAACCGAUAGUCAAGCAGAGAACCAGGAAGUGCACGGAAGUGCAAACCAGAACAAAAGUGCACAUUGCAUUCCGUUGCAUUACGUUACGCUAUAUUACGGCGACGUAACGUGCGGUUGUAAAGCAGAGUGCGCGCCAACUACAAAAUACCAACGCAUGUCGACUGCGACAAUUGCAACAACAACGACGACGACGUAUUCUGGAUCUGGACAUAUCCGCUUCCGCGUUGCGCUGUUGCUUUAAACUUAAGAACGGCGAGAACAGACAAAUUCACUCAUUUAUACACGGCAAAAAGUACGCGUGUAGUACAACAACAAAACAGAAAGAAAACUGACAACAACGUCAUACAGUGGAGCAAACAGAUUGGCACAACAAUCUUUGUGGCUGCACUGUCUACAAUUAGAAGAACAAGAAUAGGAACUGGGAUAGUUCUUAACCACUGAGUGUGUUGCAUGUCCAAAAUGAAAAUGCUUCCAGUACAGUUAUCACUGAAUCCGCUAAAUCCCGGCAUCUGGAGCGAUAUGCUCUGGCGUUGCCCCCCGGCGCCCUCCAGUCAGUUGGCGGAGCUUAAGACACAGCUACCCCCCUCGCUGCCAUCCGAUCCACGUCUCUGGAGCCGUGAAGAUGUGCUCGUAUUUUUGCGCUUUUGUGUGCGCGAAUUUGAUCUUCCCAAGCUCGACUUUGAUCUCUUCCAGAUGAAUGGCAAGGCGCUGUGUCUCCUCACACGCGCCGACUUCGGCCAUCGCUGUCCCGGCGCCGGCGAUGUGCUGCACAAUGUGCUUCAGAUGCUCAUCAUCGAGUCGCACAUGAUGCAAUGGCAUCUGCCCAACAGUCCUGUGACGCCCACAAGUCGCUACCCGCUCUCACCGCACAGUCACCCGCCCACGCCCACCUGGCCACCACUUAACGCGCCACCCGAGAGUCCGUUUCACAGCACAGCGCAGCACAUGGGCCACCAUUUCAUGGCGCCGAAUUCGGUGACGCUGAGUCCGCCACCAUCGGUCGAUUCACAGGCCAGCAGUCCGCCCCAGGGGCCAUAUCAGAAUGGAGGAGGCGGCGGAGGAGGUGCCAACGCAGCCGCCACGGCUGCAGCAACAGCGACAGGCGUCUCUGGCAGCGGCAGUGGCAGUGGCAGCAGCAACAGCAGCACAGCAAGCAAUGGGUCCACCACAGCGGCUGCCACGGCAGCAGCGGUUCUGGCCGCCCAAGGCAAUGCUUUUGGCAUGCCGAUGAAGGGCAUUAGUGGCACCAGCAGCAAUCAUUCGGAUUCGGAGGAAGAAUACUCGGAACCGGGAAGCAGCAGCAAAGCCAACAAUGCGCUGCCCUCAGCCCAACUGGCCUACGGCACGGCCAGUCCCCCAACCACACCCAUACUAAAGGAAAUGAAACCCAAUUGGACGCAACAGCUGACGAAUAGCUUUGUGAAUUCAUGGUCCCAGCAGCAACAACAACAACAGCAGCAGCAACAACAACAGCAACAGCAACAACAGCAGCCACAAAAGCUGACGCUGGACAAUGCUGGUGGACCGCUUGCAGCCGGCGGUGGUUCGAUUUCCGCCCCCACCACGCCCAGCUACAUGUACAAGGUGAAGCGUGAGUUCUUUCCCGAGAACUCGGAGCCCAAUACAAAUGGCCGCCUAUUGUGGGACUUUCUGCAGCAAUUGCUAAACGAUCGCAAUCAGAAGUACAGCGAUCUCAUUGCUUGGAAAUGCCGCGACACUGGUGUCUUCAAGAUCGUCGAUCCCGCCGGCUUGGCCAAACUGUGGGGCAUACAGAAGAAUCAUUUGUCGAUGAACUACGACAAGAUGUCGCGGGCUCUACGCUACUAUUAUCGCGUCAAUAUAUUGCGGAAGGUGCAGGGCGAGCGCCAUUGCUAUCAGUUCUUGCGCAAUCCGACCGAGCUGAAGAACAUUAAGAAUAUAUCGCUGUUGCGGCAAUCGACGCCAGCUGGAGGCAACAAUCAAGCAGCGCCCAAUGCCGUUUGUUCGCCCGCCGCGUUGCCCGCGGGUAACCAACAGACGAACGGCAGCAAUGGAAAUGCCAACAACUGGCCAUUGCCCACGAGCGCCCAGCAACAACAGCAGCAGCAGCAACAACACCAGCAACAGCAACAUCAGCAGCUCCUGCAGCAAUCCCCACAGCGACCCGCCUCUCGCAAUGGCCAACGUGUUGGCCCCAACCCCAACGACAAUCAUCCCAUGAGCCUGCCCGCUGUGGCCGCCGUCGCAGCAGCUGCUGCUGCCGCCUACGGACCACCACCCACGUCGCCGCUCUUCAUGCAUGCCAUCAAUGGCGCGUUCCAUUAUCUGUCCGCAAAUGCAGCCGCCGUUGCGGCCGCAACCCCAUCGCCCAAUUCGCCAGCCAGCAUGCUCAACGGCUCGGCGCCCAGCGAUAAGUUUCAAUUCCAUCCGCUGAAGCUGGAGAAUGGCGCCGGCAGCAGCAGCAACGGACACGAUAGUGCCGGCGAGGACCUGAAGCCAACCGAUCUGAGUGUGAGCGGCAGCGAACGCAAAAGCUACGCCAGCACGCCCACGCUAACAAACAGCAGCAAUCCGAGCAAUAACGAGGACUGCUAUCCACUGAUACGCAAUGCGGAUGGCCUGACUACCAUCAAGCUGAUACGCUAUAACGAACACAGCUCCCCAGCUACGACGCCUACGCACAACACGGAACAGCAUUCGCCGAAGCAUGAGGCAUUGGACUUACAACAGCCCCCAAUGGGACAUCGUUCGCCGAAGCCGAUGGACGCAGAGACGCCGCAGCAGUCGAGCAAUGCGCCCGUUCCCAUGGACAGCGAUUGCAAUGGAGCUGAGGACGCGUCCAGUUUUCGUUCCAUGCACCAGUGAAGCGUCCACAUCGUCCAAGAUGACAAUCAGCGUGCAAAUGAAAUGAGAAAUUUGUAAUUAGAGAAUCGACUCGCGGAAUCCAACAAAAACAAAUUACCUGAGCAGAAUCGCACGUGGCUGCAGAGAAGCAACAAAUUCUUAAUGGGACCACAGCACUCACACAUACGCAGAAUGCCUUUUGUAAAUAUACACACACCCACACACACAUAGCCCCUCGCACACACACACACACACGCGCAUAGCUUUCUGUAGGUGUUUGUGUGUGUGUGUGUCGAAGCAUGUGACGUUGCCAUCAAACGUUCAAUAUGAAUUAUGGAAAAAACAUACAUAUAUACAUACAUAUGUGUACACAUAUAUUUUAUACAGUAAAUAUUUAUAUUAAACAAAUAGUUGCAAUUAAGUUAUCUAUAAUAUAAAAACAUGCACACACACAAACAUACAAUAUACAUAUAUGGAUAUAUCUAGAGUGGCAGGUUCUGUGCGAUUCAGUGAAAAUGUAACUUAUAGUUAACCAGAUGUUGUUACUUGAUGAUAAUGAUGGGCAAUCAAUUCCAAACCAGACUUCAAGCCCACAUUCAGGCCGUUAAUGAAAAGAGUUAGUUGCAAGUUAGGAUCACAGUUAGUUUUCAAAUUAGGAUUUGGAAUCUGCAAUACAAUAUUUGCUUUGAUUUCUUUGCUUUUAUAAACUCUACAUGGCUUAGAAGUAGAACUAAAUUCAAAUUAGCCAAGCAAAUAGCUAAAAAUAUAACCAACUACUGAAAUUGUGUCCACACUAUAUUUCCACUGCAAAAGCUAGGCAUUUACUGGAAAUUGCAACCAUUAAAAAAAUGUCUAUCCACCAGCAUCGAAAUUCCAUUUGUAACGUAAAAUUCUCUUUUGCUCUUGUAAUACGAUAAAUGUUAUAUAUCCACGGGAAAGUGAGCUCACUAAAAAAUGAUAUUCGCUAAAAUAAAAGUAGUGCGAUAGAUGCGAUGUUUCCACUGGAAAAACUGGAAAGUUAGAACAGUAAAAAAAUGCUAUCCACUAAAAUGACAUUCAUAUCCAUUGCGAAAAAUUCCAUAUUUCCGCUGGAAAUUACCCUGGAAAGUGAAAUAUAAAAAAAAUGUGUUCACUGGAAUAACAUUCCCAUCCAUCCCAACUCUUUUAUUCCUUGCCGAAUUAGCUGACUUGUUUCCCAGUAGAAAGUUGCUUAGGAAACACUGGAAAGGGAAAAAGUUCCAUACACUGGAAUGACAGUUCCAUCCAAUCUGCAAGUUUCCUACAGAUGACAUUUUCGUUUACAAUGAAAGUUAGGCUUCCAACAACAUCAAGUAACUUCAAACCAAAUAAGCACAGAACGUGUAAUAAACACACACACACACAAUACACAACACGCAUACACAUAGAAGCAUUUUUAUAUUCUGUUACAUAUGUAAGUAGUUUUUUGUUUGAACGGCGGGCCUUCGAAGUUUAGAGCGUUAUGUGCCAAUUUUUCUACAUUAAUUAAUUAUUACAUAAAUACAUACAUAAUAGUUACAUUUAUUAUCAAGUUUUAGUGAACGGAACAUACCUACACACACACCCACGCAACCCCUACACAGCCCCUCACACACACACACACACACAAUCAUAUGUUUAAAUCUUAGUCUAUAAGUGUUGUCACCUUUGAGCUUUACAGUGUUGCCUCAACAAUGGUUUCAGUCUAUGGAAAAAAUUGAUAAGCGAAUUAUGAAGAAAUGCAAAAUUAAACAAAAGAAAUCUACAGCCUGCAUAAAUCUAUACACAAAUGCGAUACAUACAUACAUACAUAUAAAUAUGAUAAAAUUGAAUUGUUGUGCAGUCAGCAUUAAAAACAAAAACAAAAUAAACAAACAAAUUGUUGAUUUAUAUACAAGAAGAGUAGUGGAGAAGGAGGAAGGGAUUGAAAAAGCAAGUUGUUGCAGACUUUCAGCUCUUAAAUUCAAUUUCAAAUUAAUUAAAUUGUGAUAAUGAAGCAAAAUAAUAAUAAUUAUGAUAACGAGAAUUGUAAUCGGCAACAACAGCAACAAUAACAUUAAGAAAAAGAGGAGAAAAAUAUAUAAAAAAAAAAAAUACAGCAAUUAAAAAGCUGUGCAACAGCUUUGCUGGCCAAGUUAUAUCGGCUUCGUAUCGCCAACUGAGAGCUUUCAAAAUUUAAUUUCAAUCGAGCGCCCUAGCUAUAUGCAUAAAAAAAUACAUCUAUGUAUCUAUAAAUAAUACAAUUAAGGCAUUACACAAAUUGGCUUCCAAUCAUUUUUAGUUUUUUUAAUUGAAAUGUGAACUUGAAUUUCCAACUUGAUUUUCUUAUCUUAGGUUUACAAACAUGUCUGUAUACAAAUAACUAGCUUAAGAUUUUUUAAAUCAAACAUUAAGUUGGCAAUUAUGUAGAUGUUAAUAAUAAUAAUAAAAAAAAAAAAACAUGUAAACAAACACAGCGAAUUGUGUUCAUUUAAGCAUUAAACACUAAAUUUUUAGUUCUUAAACAAGCCUUUUGAUCUAAGCAACUGCAACAAUUAUCAGCAUAAUGGCAAGGCAUUAUUACAUUUCUUGUGUUGUUGUGUGUUGUACGUUUUUAAAGCACUUUAUUAUUAUGUAGACUCACAUACAUACUUGCAUAUUCAUACACACCAACACACACACACAAACACAACAUUUAAUUAGCAGUACUUGUAAGCAUAAUUUGUUUGUUUUUGUACGCCCUAAGUUUAAACACCGCCAAUAGCUAAUAAUUAGCACUUUAGUGUCGCCACAAUACCUGUUCUUCCAUUGAAAACUUUCAAUAAUACAUAAUGAUAUGUAUAAAAAAAAUAAUAUAUAUAUACAAAUUUAUGCAAUAAAUAAAUGAAAUCAAAAUGAAGUACACAUAUAA
Scaptodrosophila lebanonensis is the source of this 6774-nucleotide messenger RNA. RefSeq names its product ets DNA-binding protein pokkuri (gene aop). The transcript has 5 exons. Gene Ontology annotation, biological process: regulation of transcription by RNA polymerase II; cell differentiation. Gene Ontology annotation, cellular component: nucleus. Lineage: Eukaryota; Metazoa; Arthropoda; Insecta; Diptera; Drosophilidae. Gene Ontology annotation, molecular function: DNA-binding transcription factor activity, RNA polymerase II-specific; sequence-specific DNA binding. Bases 1515 to 3908 code for a protein of 797 amino acids. The record is from RefSeq and is a predicted model, not a curated record.